This is a messenger RNA of Saccostrea echinata, 3293 nucleotides long. RefSeq lists its product as uncharacterized. NCBI's taxonomy places the organism in Eukaryota, Metazoa, Mollusca, Bivalvia, Ostreida, Ostreidae. Bases 94 to 1845 code for a protein of 583 amino acids. Gene Ontology annotation, molecular function: cysteine-type deubiquitinase activity. Gene Ontology annotation, biological process: protein deubiquitination. The record is from RefSeq and is a predicted model, not a curated record. The transcript is spliced from 12 exons.
CUACUACAACAUGAUUGGAAAUCUUUCUAGUUACCUGUCAGACGAGCUGAAUCUUGAGAAUAUGUUUUUACGUGCAAAGUAAAACUCCAGAAUAUGAGAGCUGGCAUUUUUUUUUACUUGGUGUGCAUGUCAUGGAGCUUUUAUAUUUUUGGCUUGAGUGAGCCAAUUCCACCAGUGAUGUGUCCAAACCAGUAUAACGACCAAGCCUGGCUCACUCGAGCCUUGGAGAAAUGUAAAACCUCUCCAAAGAACUACCACUGUGUGAUGGUCAACUCUCCUGUUCAAGCCCAUCAUCCUCAGUAUAAGGAAUUUUGUCAAAUACCAGUUCAAGUUCCCAAGGGGAAAUUUGUUAUUUUAAACAAAGAUAAACAUAACAUUGAGUUUAUCAGCUGUCCCCCUGAAAGAUACCAACCAACAGAAAGAAUGACAAAUCAAGCAAUGAUUUUCCAGUGUGAGCAGGAGAAGUCACAAUGUGAUGGAGAGGGUCAGGCUCAGUGUGACAAUGGAUCUGCGGAGAUGGACCGUACAUGUCGUUGUGACUACACAAAUGGCUACGUACUUGAAGCUGUAGCCAAUGAAAACCCGGAUAAUAUCACCUGCAUUCAUCCCAAACUGAUAAAUUUGGAGUGCACCAAGUUUGACGACUGUCGCCAGAACCAGACACUGAGUGAGACGUAUCAGUGUGUGGACAAAUGUCCACCUGGACAGGGUCAUCCACCAGGGUCAUCUCAGUGUAAAGAUGUGAUUUCAAUCCCUGCACCUGUUCCAAGUUUCCCUUCCUCAACAACCACACAACCAUCUACACCAAGAGUACCUGCAGACAAUGAUAUUAUGAAGUCUAUGAAAGAGAAAGAUGACAACAAAGAUGUGAUAAUAGUUAUUGUUAUUGUUGUGGUCAUCGUCAUUGGAGCAGUCAUUAGUGGUGUGAUUUUUCAUAUCUAUUGUAAUUAUCUUCAAUCCAAAGGGAAAACAAGUACUACAACAGUUGUAAACAAUACCCACAAUAUAUAUUUCCAGCAGGAGAAUACACAGUAUAAUGUUACUGAAAAUAAGAUUGAAGAACACAUUGACACUUUAAUUAAAGUUGAUGAAGUAGGGAAUAUGGCAGUUGGAGGAGAAAACACCAUUACAUGUAAUAUAAACGAUGGAAGCCAGACUGAUCAGAACAAUGAUGAUGAAGAUUCAGAGGAAACCAAGCUGCUUUCUACACCAAAACAGGAUAAAGGGGAUAAAAACGUCACUCCCCCGGAAGUUCCAGUGGAGGUACAGGUCCACCAGGACGGGAAUAUGGGCCUAGAAAGUGAAAAGGGUGAACAAAGUAUCGAUAAACCCAAGGAAUCGCACAAGCAGGAGACUGGAUCUGGGGAUAAAGACGAGUAUGACUGUAAUGAAUACAUGAAGGAGAUGAAGGAGGCCGCUAAAAAGAAGGGCUGGUUGGUCACUGAUGUCCCUAAAGAUGGCAGCUGUUUCUACCACUGUGUUUUGAAACUUUGUGAUUCUGUUCAUGAUCAGGGUGUUUCCACUCUCAGGAAAAAGCUCAAAAAAUACUUGGAAAAGAAUUCUAAAAUUUAUAAAGACUUUGUGUUUGAGACAUGGGAGACUUUUCUGAGUGGUAUUGAAGCCAACAAGUGGGCGGACCAUUUAGAAAUCAGUGCCAUGGCCAAAAUGUUAAACAUUCCUAUUGUUAUCCAUAAACUUAACAACAACUCAAAUGAACUGGAAGUAAAGGAAGAAAUUCGUCCAGAAAACUGUCAUGUGGAGGCCAUUAACAUUGGCCACAUUCUUGUGAAUAAAGAAGGCUUCCAUUUUGUAGCUUUGGUGCCUUUAAGUGUGGUCCAAAGCUGAUAGACAAUCUUUUAUAGCAAUAUGAAAUAAUAUUUUGUCAGCUCAAUUUGUUCACAGUGUGCCAUACUUUUAGUCAGCAUAAAGCAGCAUAAGAACCAAUAAUUAUUGUUCUUCAUGUAAGUAAUAUCCACUUUUUUGUACACAGUAUAGAACAGAAUUCUAAAUCAUUAGGAAUACAAAAUUUGUUUCAUUUAGAAAAUCACUGUAAAUAAGUUAGAUUUUUAAACAGGUAAAAUUUCUUGCUAACAUUGAAUAUAAUUAAUUGAAUUGUUGAGGUUUCACAAAGUUUGACACUGUUGCCUGUAUGCAUGGCUUGACUUCGAUAUUAUAAGUUAAAUAAUACAUCAGAGUUACGUCCCCUUGCCAAAGACCCUGUGAUAAAACUGGUUCCUUAGGAACUGGUCCGAGUCCCUUUUAAACUCUGUAAGCUGUGAUAUGGGAGAUCUUGCUUGUGUAAUUCAAUGGAAAGUUUUUAAGGUGGUUAGAAAAUCAAAUUUCAUUAAGGAAAACCAGUAGUUGUUUGUCAUUAAUCAGGAACCCUCUAUAUUUAGCACACUAAAUAGUUCUGAUUCUAUAGUAUUUUAUGCAGUUAGAAUAAAGCUGAAAUAAAAUAAAUUGAAAUCUACAGUGUAUAUGUAUUUCUAAACAUUGUAUUUGUAAUUGAUUCAAACACGUAAACAUUUUAACGGGCUAAGAUAAAUUUAUUGAAUACUUUCAUUGUAUGUAUUUUCUUCACUAAAGUAAGCAGUGAUUUCUGUUCAUCGAUACUUUGUUGUCUUUGAACAUUUUCCUGAGGGUAAAUGACAGGUACCCUUUGUUCAAAAUAAACUAGAUCAACUCAGUAGUGACACCCUCUUUUCAAUAAAUUUUCCUCAAAUCCAAAAAAAAAAAAUCCUUAGUGAAUAGAGGAUCUUAAGAAACGGUGAAUUUUUGUGUGAAUUCUAAAAUUGAGUAUGAAUAGGGUCAGCAACUAUUCACAAGUGGCUUACACUUCAUUCACAAAAUUCCUGAGGAUGACAUCUCUCUCUCUCUCUAUAUAUAUAAAUUCUUUGUCAGCUUGGUUGUGUUUUGUUUUAUGCUGUCAUUUUUAGUGUUUUUACACCUCCUUUUUUGAAUAUGGUUGUACAGUACAGGACAUUUUCUGCUUGUUUUUAUAUAACCAUGAUGAUACUUUUUAAAUUUAUUACACUAUGGCUUCAUAUUAAUACACUAGGUUCAGCGUAUGUGCAUCUAAUUACUCCUUUCUUUUUUUCAAUUGUUAUUGGACUAUUAUCUUACAUGAAGAAUACAUUGUCUUUGAUUCUGUCAACGAAAUAUUGCAACAUAUAUUUCCUUUAGUCCAAAGUUUUAUGUUUAAUUUAUAUAUGUAUUUGACAUUUUGAAGCAAAGUAUUUGAAAUUCUUAAGAUGCAAAUACAAAUAAUUUUUUUAAAUGAAAAUUACCAAAUG